AAUGCUCAGUCAUUACUAAUUCCGGAAUAGAAGGCCAAUAUAUAGCGAACAAAUAUGAGAUCCGUAGUGACAAAUUUAACUUAUACCCAAAAUCCAUUAGAAUCUCAUUUCCUGCUACUAAAUUGUUUUUGUUUUUACUCCGAUGUCCCGAUUAACUAGAUUUGCGCCGCAUAAGACCAUUAAAAAAAAAAACUAUCUCCACCAUAAUUUUUUUCAUUACCAGAACUCAAAUUCAAGACGUCUAAUUAAAUAUGGAGAAAUCAUAUUCACCCUAUUGUAACCCUUAAUUAAUUACUCUAGUAUUUAUCAGUUAAUGCAUUUCUUAUUUCUUUUUAUUUCCCCCGUGAAUUAAUGCAUUUUUGUUAAUGUUUUUCUUAAAUCAUAGGGAAGCAGUUUUCAAACGUCCUUACCUUUUUUGUCCGUCUUUAAAGUGAGCCAUUCGCUUGAAUAAUUUCUCUCCCUCUAUAAAUAUCACGACCAACAUCUACGUACAUCCUCAUUCCAUUCUUGUUUUUCUUCUAACCCCUUCUACUAUUUUGAGAUCCCAAAAAUGGAGAAUUUAGAUGCCAAAAAUAUGCCAAGCCCACCACUGAAACCUUACAAAUGUUUGUUGAAGACCCAAAUUUUCCUGAGAAUUUUGGCAACUGCAUUCACAUUGGCGUCCACUUGGAUUAUUCUCACCAGCAAGCAGACUGUCACUGUCUUUGGACUUGAGAUGGAUGCUCGAUAUAGCUACUCACCAAUUUUCAAGUUUUUUGCGUUUGCAAAUAUCAUUGGAUGUGCCUUCUCUGUUUUGUCCCUGUUUCUUGCCUCUGUUUUAAGCCAUAAGUGUCUUGACCCAAAGAACUACUUUUACAUGUUCCUUCAUGAUUUGAUUGUGAUGGCAGUGCUGCUAGCUGGAUGUGCAGCAGCGACUGCAAUUGGAUAUGUGGGGAAAUAUGGAGAGAGCCAUUCGGGAUGGAUGCCCAUUUGUGAUCAUGUCUCAAAAUUCUGUCACAAGGUUACAGAUAGCGUCAUGCUCUCCUAUUUUGCUGUGCUUUUCUACCUCUGUCUCGCUAUAAUCUCCGCAAAUCAAUCUAGACAGAUCCAAGUUUAACACAGUUUAGAAAUAUCUUAAUUAGCAGUGAUGAAGUCCAAAAAGGUUGGUUUAGCUGCAACAUAACAUAGCAGAAGUAGAAACCAAAAACUGAGCAACUAAUGGUUUAUUCUUCACUAUUUUGAAUUGAUGCAAGGCUAUUUAAGGGAUACCCGAGUCCUGAGAGCUGACGAUUAAAUGAAGCUGGAGAUAAUUGUUGAUCUCAGGAUUAUGCUCAAUUUCAAAGGCCAGUUGCGCGUUGUGUGAUCUUAGCAAUUGUUAUACUGUUCUGAAUUGAUGCAGCUGAUCAAUUGCUCUUUCGUAUUUUGAGUUCAGCCCUAUUUAGCUCAA
This is a messenger RNA of Nicotiana attenuata, 1426 nucleotides long. RefSeq names its product CASP-like protein 1F2. Bases 551 to 1096 code for a protein of 181 amino acids. The record is from RefSeq and is a predicted model, not a curated record. NCBI's taxonomy places the organism in Eukaryota, Viridiplantae, Streptophyta, Magnoliopsida, Solanales, Solanaceae. The transcript has 3 exons.